This is a messenger RNA of Durusdinium trenchii, 390 nucleotides long. The record is from the annotation of a GenBank genome assembly. NCBI's taxonomy places the organism in Eukaryota, Dinophyceae, Suessiales, Symbiodiniaceae.
AUGAAAGACCUGUCCCAAAAGCUCUGCUGGAAAUCUGAACGGGUGAAAGAGGCACCAAAACCUGUUCAUGAUGCGCCGCCUGUGCAACGGCCAGUGCAUGAUGCACCGCCUGCUGAUGCGCUGCCCGCCCCAAAGAAGAGUCACGUCUUUCAGGCUGAGACCGUGACCCAGCAAAUCGACAAGGCGAAUGCAGAGCUCAGGCGCUUGAAGCUUUUGCAAAUGAUGCAAUGGGAACGUCAGAAAUUGGCCGACCUGCUUGCCAGGAAGAACGGCAGUAUGGACAACCUGGACACUUUGCCCAUGGGCGAUGCAGAAGCUGACCGCCUGGCUCAACUAGAGGCGUUUGAUAGCCCGCAAGAGUACCAGACCACUGACAUGAACGGCAACGUU